Cicer arietinum (chickpea) is the source of this 1759-nucleotide messenger RNA. RefSeq names its product polygalacturonase-like. Gene Ontology annotation, molecular function: polygalacturonase activity. Gene Ontology annotation, biological process: carbohydrate metabolic process. The record is from RefSeq and is a predicted model, not a curated record. Lineage: Eukaryota; Viridiplantae; Streptophyta; Magnoliopsida; Fabales; Fabaceae.
CACCCCCCACCAUCCUUUGUUCCAUAUACCAAACUAAGCUAUAUUUUUCUCUAUAAUAUCCAAAUAAAGAGAGUAUAAUAUUAUUAUGGCCCUCUCCCCAAUACAUUUCCUACUCUCAUUCACCAUCAUCAUUUCAUUUGUUGCUUGUUAUAGCAACUUGCAAGAGGCCCCACUUAUUAAUACAUAUGUUGAUCAUUCACCUUCCAUUGAUGAUGGUGAUACACUAUUAUUUUUUAAAAACAUGAUUAACCAAAACACAAAUGUUUUUGGUGGCACUCAAAUUGUUAAUGUCAAUGAUUAUGGAGCUAAAGGGAAUGGUUGUACUGAUGACACACAGGCAUUUAAGAAGGCUUGGGAAAUAGUAUGUUCUUCAACGGAAGCAGUUUUUUUGGUGCCUCUUGAUAAUUAUUAUCUACUCAAACCAAUCAGAUUCUCUGGUCCUUGCAAAUCUAACAUAACAGUUCAGUUAUCUGGAAGUCUUGAAGCAUCAGAGGAACCAUCAGAUUACAGUGAAGAUCAAAGACAUUGGCUUGUAUUUGAUAAUGUUCAAAAUCUAAUAAUUAAUGGUGGUGGAACCAUUAAUGGAAAAGGAAACAUAUGGUGGCAAAACUCAUGCAAAAGGAACAAAAAGCGAUCUUGCAAGGAUGCCCCAACGGCUCUAACAUUUGAUAGUUGUGAGAACUUGAUAGUUGAGAACUUGAGUAUAGAAAAUGCGCAACAAAUCCACGUGUCAUUCCAGGAUUCCAUGAAUGUUAAAGCUUUUGGUCUCAAUGUGUCAUCACCAGAAGAUAGUCCUAACACUGAUGGGAUUCAUGUCACCAAUACCCAAAACAUCCAAAUCUCUAACUCUCUUAUAGGAACUGGUGACGAUUGUAUAUCAAUUGUACAUGGAUCUAGGAACGUAGAAGCCACAAACAUAACUUGUGGGCCCGGCCAUGGUAUUAGUAUUGGAAGCUUGGGGGCUGGAAAAUCCAAGGAAUUUGUUUCUGAAGUAAUAGUGAAUGGAGCUAAGAUUUCUGGAACUAAAAAUGGAGUUAGAAUUAAGACGUGGCCGGGAGGUUCAGGAAGUGCUACCAACAUCAAAUUUCUGAACAUUGAAAUGGACAAUGUGACCAACCCCAUAAUAAUAGACCAAAAUUACUGUGACAAGAAAAAAAAGCCAUGCAAAAAAAAGAGUGAUUCUGCAGUUCAAAUUAGUAACGUGUUGUACCAGAAUAUUAUUGGUAAAAGUGCUUCUGAUGUUGCUGUGAAGUUUGAUUGCAGCAAGAAAUUUCCAUGCAAUAAGAUAGUAUUGCAAAACAUAGAUUUGCAAUGUGAAGAAGGAGAAGCUGCCAGUGCUUUAUGCAACAAUGUUGAAUUGUCUUACAUAGGACAUGUUACUCCUCUCUGUGCUAGUUACUCCUAGAAACAGAGAAAGGCCUCUAAAUCAUCGGUUGUGAAUAGAUUUAAUGUACAUAUGAUGAUGUAUACAAACGAAUGACAUGAUUCAGUGCAAAUUGAUGUUCUAAUAUAGUUAAUUCGCUACAAUUUGUAUCGGUGUGCUGAUACAAUUGAUAUCCAAUAUUAGGACAUUAAUUUAUAGUGAAUCAUGCAUUAUUUAAACAUUAUUUCUUAUAUUUGUCAAUUGUUUGAUUCAUUCAUAUGAUUCAAACUUUGUAUUUUUUACACAUGUAAAUUCCAAAUCUAUACACUAGUCACUAGUGUGUGUGUAUGUACUCUAGUGUCUAAAUUAAUGGUCUCCUAGUGUUUAAGAUCUCAA